AUGUCAUUGAGAAUUGCCGUUGUCGGAACUGGAAUCUUUGCCACUGAUACCCAUUUGCCUGCUUUGCAGAAGUUGGACAACAUCUACCAAGUUGUUGGAUGCUACAACAGGACAAAGGCUAAGGCUGAAACUUUUGCUAAGAAAGCUGGAAUUACUAAGGUUUAUGAUUCAUUAGACGAGCUGCUAGCAGAUAAGGACUCAAUUGAUGUCAUUGAUGCUUUGCUCCCGGUUCAAUAUAAUCCCUUAAUCGUUGAGUCUGCUCUUUCUAACGGUAUUCCCAUUGCCAUUGAGAAACCCAUCGCUGCCAAUCUUGAGGAUGCUCACAAAGUGGUUGAAUUAUCCAGAAAAUACCCUGAUACGCCAGUAUUUAUCUUAGAGCAAUGGGCCUACUACAAAUCAAUUGAGUUGAUAAAAAAAGAGUUGCCAAGAAUUGGAAAACUGGUGUCAUUUCAGUACUCUAGUACUGGUGCAUUCAAUUUUAACAACAAAUAUCUAAGCACUGGAUGGAGACAACAUCCCAAACAUAUUGGGGGUUACUUGUCAGAUGGUGGUGUUCAUCAGCUAGCACUUUUAACUGGAAUAUUAGGCCAUAUUAAGUCUGUUUCUGCAAAAACUACUCAAAUCAGAGAGCUCUCUGGAACCGUUGACACUCUUUAUUCGUUGAUGGAAACUGAGAGUGGACUGAUCGGGACUUUCACCUAUGGUUCUUGCUUUGGAAACACUGAGAAAAAGGGUAUUUUCCAGAUUUUAGGAGACAAUGGCUCAAUCUACCUUGAUUUUUCCCCAACCCUUCCAAGCCCAAAGAUUACGAUCAACACAGGAGGCUUUUCAGCUGAAUCGGAGAGAAAGACUGAAGAAAUUCAAGUUGAAAACGAAAAUUUUGAUCCGGUGAGAGAAUUUCAAGUUUUUGGUGAAGGGCUGUUAAAGAAGGAUUAUUCUGGAUACAUCACGACUCCAGAAGUCGCCUUUCAUCAUUUAGCUAUCGUUGAUGCUGCGUUGAAGAGCAAUGGACAAUCAAUUGAUGUCGAAAAGGCUUAG
Komagataella phaffii GS115 is the source of this 1038-nucleotide messenger RNA. RefSeq lists its product as uncharacterized. The coding region runs from base 1 to 1038 and encodes 345 amino acids. Gene Ontology annotation, cellular component: cytoplasm. Gene Ontology annotation, molecular function: oxidoreductase activity; nucleotide binding. Gene Ontology annotation, biological process: NADPH regeneration. The record is from RefSeq and is a predicted model, not a curated record. Lineage: Eukaryota; Fungi; Ascomycota; Pichiomycetes; Pichiales; Pichiaceae. The transcript has a single exon.